This is a messenger RNA of Nelumbo nucifera (sacred lotus), 1457 nucleotides long. RefSeq names its product 5-formyltetrahydrofolate cyclo-ligase, mitochondrial-like. The record is from RefSeq and is a predicted model, not a curated record. Gene Ontology annotation, biological process: tetrahydrofolate interconversion; folic acid-containing compound biosynthetic process. Lineage: Eukaryota; Viridiplantae; Streptophyta; Magnoliopsida; Proteales; Nelumbonaceae. Gene Ontology annotation, molecular function: 5-formyltetrahydrofolate cyclo-ligase activity. Gene Ontology annotation, cellular component: mitochondrion.
GACGUGGGGCAGUUAAACCCGACUCCAAACGUCGUAGUUGAAAAAUCGUUGUCAAACAAACGAAGACUUGGAUCGGGUGUCACCGACUCGCUACUCGCUAGCACCAAGAGAGGCAAAAAAUGGGUUGUCCUCGACCGCCGAACUCGGGAAACUGACUGGGUUAGUGAGUUGAGAUUCUCUCGAAUCUCGAUCGCAGACUCGCUAGAAAGCAAAGUUGCAGGGCGUCUCUUACUCGAUUCAUCGAGGAUGUCUUAGUGCUUAUUCACAGCAUUAGAAUGAGAAUAAAUGGGCUUAUCCAAAGGGCAAAGGUGGUGCUAACCACCCAAUCCUGCACCAUAGCAUCAUCGGCAGCUCAAACUCAAAUAUUCUCUUGCUCCCCCUCCUCCUCUCGUUCCUUUAUCCUGCGCCCACCUUCCGACGCUCGCAGCAUCUUCGUCUCAAUGACCAAAGACUCUGAACUCGAUGCCAUAAGUCAGCAAAAGCGAAAACUCCGAUUCGAAAUACGCAAGCUUCUCAAGGGCAUGAAUCCUGCUCAGAGAUCCCAAGAAGAUAUUGCAAUUCAGAACAUUAUUUUGGAAUCUCUGUGGUUCAAGUCUAGUGAAAGGUUAUGUGCUUAUAUAAAUUGUGAUGCCUUACGGGAAGUUGAUACAUCAAAAAUUUUGUCAAGUGUUUUAUGUAAUCCGGCUGAAGAUGGCAAGGUACAGACAAGGAAAAAGCUUUAUGUUCCACGGGUGGAGGAUAGGAGUAGUCAUAUGCGAAUGCUCAAUAUUUCAAGUCUUAAUGAUCUAAUUCCAAACUCAAUGAACAUUUUGGAACCAGCUGCAGACAAUGGGAUUGGAAAUCAACUUAUGCAGGCAAGCAAUCCAGUUGAUUUGUUUCUUCUACCUGGCUAUGCAUUUGAUAGAUCUGGAAGACGGUUGGGACGUGGUGGAGGCUACUAUGACAUGUUCUUGAAGAGAUACCAAGGACUUGCUGCUGAGCGGAAGUGGAAGCAAUCGCUCCUAGUUGCACUGUCAUAUUCUCUACAGAUCAUGGAUGAGGGAGUCAUCCCUGUCGCAGCCAAUGAUAUUCCUGUGGAUGCCCUUGUCUCACCAGAUGGUGUGAUUCCCAUAUCUCCAGUAGCUUUGGAGAGGAUGUGAUUAAUGAUUCAUCAAUCAAUUUCCUGUCAUUUUAUUUUUUUCACCUCCCGAGUUCUUUGAGAGUUGGAAAUUUGUAUCUAAACAUGCUUAACUAAGUAGUUGCUUCAAUCCUCACAAGUGAAUGGGUGCUCUUAUUCUGUGCUAAAUUUUCUGAUUUCUUUUUAAGAAAUGUUGUUUAUUUGUGGUUCUAGUGGAAGGAAAUAUGAGUCUAAAAUGUAAAUUGUGCUAUGAAUGCAACGUUUUUCUUUAAAUACUACACUGACUGUGUCCAAUAUUCUCAAUUAUGGAAAUAACACGGAUGAAUUUGUGCUUAUUUUU